This is a messenger RNA of Chaetomium fimeti, 873 nucleotides long. RefSeq lists its product as uncharacterized. The record is from RefSeq and is a predicted model, not a curated record. NCBI's taxonomy places the organism in Eukaryota, Fungi, Ascomycota, Sordariomycetes, Sordariales, Chaetomiaceae. The coding region runs from base 1 to 873 and encodes 290 amino acids. The transcript is spliced from 5 exons.
AUGGAUCGCUUCCAUCAAAUGAACCCUUUCGCCAAGCGGGACUCGCAUAGCGCGAGCUCGGUCGUCUGGUACAAGAUCCUGACGCUGGCCAGCUGGCUGCUGUCGGUCAUCGUCACCGUCUACUAUACCUUCGAGCCGCCGCACGACGGCAAGCACCAUCGCGGGACCAUCUGGCACCAGAACCGCGACCACCACUCGGGCUUCACCCUCAACCCUAUCAUCACGUCCAUCUACUGGAUCGUCCUCUUCGUUCUCCAGCUCGGGUACAUCUCGCACCUCUUCUCGUCCAAGACCGAGUCGGUCAACGCAGCAUGCGCUGUGGGAAGCCAUUUUAUCCUCAACAACCUCCUGCACUUCGGCUUCGUGAUGCUGUUCGUGCGGUCGCACUUUGUGUGGGGCGAGGUGCUGCUGCUGGUCAACUUUGCGAACCUGACGUCGCUGUACUUCCGGCACAACGCGUACGCGCGCUUCAUCCACCUGCCGGCCGUGUCGGGCCCGCUGGCCUGGACUUUUGUGGCCGUGUACUGGAACGGCGCCAUCAUGGUGCCGCACCAGAACAGCCUCGUCGCCCGCAUCUUCGCCAACAUCUUCGUGUGGUCCAUCCUGGCCUACGGCGGCUUCUUCAUCGUCUUGUACAAGGACUACACCAUGGGGUUCAAUCUCAGCGUGCUGUCGGCGUCGCUGGGAGUCGCGCAGUUCUUCCGCCAGGUCGUGGCGCUGCAGUGGAUCUUUGCCUUCACCAUCAUGGCCGUGCUCUUUCUACUGACCGUCGUCGUGGCCGUGCCUGCCUGGACCGGCAGGCAGGUGCCGUGGGGCGGCACCGCCGAGCGGAGGGAGCCCGAUGCCGAGCGCGCCCCGCUGCUGGCCGAGUAA